UAACAGCUGUAGAGAUAAAAUUAGGCUUCAAGUAGUUAAGCUCUUAAGUGAAGAAACAAUUUUUUCAAACAUGUUGAACUGUGAUGAGGAUGAAGAUGACAAAGCACCUCCAAUAUUCAAGCCGGUGACAAUAGACAAGACUAUAGCGAAAACUAUAAGCGAUGCUUUGGUCCUUCGGUGGGAAAAAGAUUAUGUCAAGCAUGAAAAACAAGAGAUGCUUCCUCCUUUGACUACGACUUACAAGCAAUUCGACACGAUAAGAACGGUUCAUGAUUUACAUGAAGCGUUCAAAUAUGAAAUUGAAGAGUGUGCGAUCAAAAAGAGAGAAAGAGAAGAGGAUCUCGAGGAAGUGAAAAAAAUGUGCGAGGCUUAUAAAGAAACAAUGCUCAAUUUCACAACAUUCAUAAAGCACAACUCUGAAAAGAGGCAACGUACGCUGAAGCAAAUGGAGCAAAACCUGGAGGAACUUAAUAAGUGCACAUUUAAGAACAGACGGUACAUAAGAUGUGCGCAGGAUCUUCUGUACAUCAAAGAUGCUCUUGAACAACUCAUUGAAUCGAACACUUGCUAUGUGACGUUCAUGGAAGAAGUAGCCGGCCACUCUGUCCGUUACUCCUCAUCCCAAAGUGUUGCUGUCAGAUACAAAGCAUUAAGUCAGACAAGAGAACGCUUAGCAAGCAAAUACAAUGAUGUGCUUUUGAAAAUACAAGGUUAUCGUGAUGAGGUGUUCAAAGAGGACAAUAAGGGGUUGAGCGAUCUUUUCAUGUCCCUCCAGAGGCUUCAGAAGGUCAGCUAUGAGUUGGAACAGAUAAAAGAAAAGACAGCUCUUUUUGAGAUGUCCAUAAGUAAAAUACGAUCUCAAAGUGUAGAUCACAUGGUGGGCAUCUGCCAGAUUUUAAAAUCGUCAGAGAACAUGGUCAACAAACUUAUUCGCCACGGGAUAACAAACAGCAAAAUCAGGAACCUCUCACUAUCCGAGCAGUUUGAAAUCAUCAAAGCCGAACACUUCAGGCAAAAGAAAAUACUGAAAGAAUAUCAAACGACUAAGAACAGGCAUGCGAAGAGGCACGCCAAGAGGUUUACAAGAAUGAAGAACAGAGAGAUUGACAGAAACCUCGUGCUGGCGAAUAAGAGAAGAGUGAGGGCUCUGCAACAGAAUUGGCGCAGCAUGGCACAGAGACUGCGCCAAUCUGGAACAGAAAAAGAAAUAAAUGCCCUCACUCUCGACAUAGAAGAUGUUGCGUUGCUAACAGCAAAAGACCCAGAUGCAGACACAGACGGUCCCAGCAGAAGGGGACUCGAAGACAUCGAUUCGAGCGAUCUCGAAGCGACCACCACCAUUACCACUUCUUCAGUCACUACUGAUGAAGUAUCAAUGCUUAGUUCGGAUAGCACUGAAAUCCGUGACAUCAUAGUGAAGCCUAAAGAGGUCACCAUUAGUGCGACUUCCUUAGUUGAGCCGCUUGUUCUCAAGCAACGCUCGAAACGAGCAGAGAGGCUUAAAAAGCACUACCUAACCACCCCGAGUGUAAGCACACCUAUAUCAUCAUCAAGUACAUCAAGCGUGUACAGCGACCGCGCUGGAGAAGACAGCUUUGCAACAUACGACAGACUGGGUCUAGAAAUGGGUGGAAAAAUAAAAACGACACUUUCGGCCAUAGAAGAGCAUGAAGACCACCUAAAAGACAGUGAUGCCAGCAUUGAAACAAUUGAUACAUUAAGCGUUGAAAGCAGUAUCGAGAGUUUGCCUAGUAUAAUUAGCAAAAUUAGCCUAGACUCUCAGACUUCUUUUUAUGAGUAAUCGACCUAUCUGUUCUAUAGAUAUGUUUGCAAUCCUUGAUGUAAUAAUGCAAGGGUUCAUUGUGCAACAUUGUUGCAUAAUUUUUAUAUACAUAAAUAAUUUCGAAAAAUCCUUAAGAGUUAAGCUACAAAGCCUUACCUUCUUGAAUAAAGAAUGAUAUUACCGAGUCAAUACA
Cimex lectularius (bed bug) is the source of this 1976-nucleotide messenger RNA. RefSeq lists its product as uncharacterized. The record is from RefSeq and is a predicted model, not a curated record. NCBI's taxonomy places the organism in Eukaryota, Metazoa, Arthropoda, Insecta, Hemiptera, Cimicidae. The coding region runs from base 71 to 1801 and encodes 576 amino acids. The transcript has 3 exons.